Molecule: messenger RNA, 2301 nt
Organism: Anoplophora glabripennis (Asian longhorned beetle)
Lineage: Eukaryota; Metazoa; Arthropoda; Insecta; Coleoptera; Cerambycidae
Product: traB domain-containing protein
Exons: 6
Coding region: 116-1255 (379 amino acids)
Source: RefSeq, a predicted model, not a curated record
CUAUUCCUUAAACAAUUUGACGUAUCUGUCAAAUUGUUGACACCAAUUUUUCUUUUUUUUGUUGUAUUAUUUUUUAUAAUUAUUAGAAUAGUUUUAAGCUGUAAAAACAAGUAAAAUGGAUAAUUCCCUGACUAAUUUUGAAUUAACUGAGAGUACAGUUAAAAUAGGAACUGAUUCAGAAAAUGGUUCUGAAAAAAGCGAAGCCAUCGAAAUAUUAGGAUAUGGAGAUGUAGAAUCAUCUUCGAGCAAUAAAUCUGACGACGACUUUGAUAAUAAUUUACCCGAAACAGUUACACUUUUAAAACAUGAAAAGACUGGUGCGAAAGUAUAUCUUAUUGGCACAGCUCAUUUUAGUAAAGAAUCCCAAGAUGAUGUAGUAAAGGUUAUAAAAAAUGUUCUUCCACAUGUAGUUGUAAUAGAAUUAUGCAGUUCAAGAACCAAUAUAUUAUCUCUAGAUGAGGCAACUGUUUUAGAAGAAGCUAAAAAUAUUGAUAUGCAAAAAAUAGUUUCUACUAUAAGGUCUAAUGGUGUAUAUAAUGGUCUUAUGUAUCUUCUUUUACUUAAUAUGAGCGCACAUUUAACUAAAGAAAUUGGAAUGGCUCCUGGAGGAGAAUUUAGAGUUGCAUAUAGAGAAGCUUUAAAAAUUUCAAACUGUAAUGUUCACUUAGGAGAUAGACCUAUAAAUAUAACUCUCAAAAGGGCCCUGGCAAGACUCACCUGGUUUCAAACGGUCAAAUUAGCAUGGCAUUUGUUGACGUCCAAGGAACCUGUUAGUGUUGAGGAUAUCGAAAAAUGCAAAAAUCGGGACAUGUUGGAACAACUACUGGCUGAAUUGGCAGGAGAGUAUCCAGCAUUUAGAGAGGUUUUUCUUGACGAAAGGGACAUUUUCUUGACAAAUUCUUUGCAAAUGGCAGCUCUGUCAAAGUGGAAACAAGAACUUGGUGGAGGUGAAGCUCAAGUGGAACCAAUUAGAGUUGUUGGUGUAGUUGGAAUUGGGCAUGUUCCUGGUAUAACAAGACUAUGGCCUCAGGACCAGAAACCAUUCCUUAGGGGUAUUAUUACAAUCCCCCCUCCUUCAAUAAGCUCCAGAGUCAUUAAAUAUUCCUUCAAGAUAUCUCUGUUAGCUUUCGGCGGAUUUCUCGUGUACAAAUAUGUGCCCAUGCCGAGAUUUCUCAGGGAAAAUGUCCAUGUGAUUGUGCAGAAAGUGAUAAGCAAUGUUAAAACCGAUAUUGGCUACAAAUACACUUUACACUGAUUUUAACCGAUUACAACUGGCUUAGCAAACGCAGUUGCUUUUUAAAGAUUUUUUGUAAAAAAAAAACAAAAGUUCUAUAGUGGUUUUCUCAGUUUUUCAAUAAAUAAAGCAUACAUUAUAAAUCUUUUAUUUUUAUCGGUGUCGAUAUAAUGUAAUACUCAUUGUGCAAAAUUGGUUUUUGUAUUAUAGUGUCAAAUAUGUAUAAUUGGCCGUUUCUGUUUCAAGGAAAGGAUUGUGUUUUUCAUCCAUAAUUCACAUCCACACGUUUAAGUUUCUUUGGUACAUAUAAUAAGCUAUAUUUAACUUUUGUAUGUUACAUUCCAGUUUCGUAGAAUUUUAUUGUUGGGUUUGAGGUUUUAUAUGUUUAGAAUUUACUCAUAUUUACUCAGUCGUAUGGAGGGUUCAUACAAAACAUUUUAAGUAAUAAUCAUGUCUCGCAGUGAUUUGAAAGUAUUUUCAGAUUUCUCUACAAUGACAAUAACGAUUUAUCAUUUUAUGCUUCAAAAACAGCAGUUAUCACAGAUUGCAUACUUAAUUAAAAAAAUAACAAGUCUUCAAUUCAGUUACAGUUCUGUAUUAUUUCAAACUAUUUUUAUAGACCGUUCAGGUUGGUAAAUCUGUGGACACUUUAGCACUAAGUACAUUAUCAAAUAUAAAUUUUGAUGAAAUAAGAAUCUCUCUUUUGUUCAACACCUGCAGGGCUUUCUGAAAAUUGCUAGGUAAAAGAAGUCUGUUCUUUUUGAUUAUUUCUUAAGAACACUCUCAACUUAUGUACUUCUGCAACCUUGACACAAAUUUUAGAUUAUGUUACAUGAAACGAGGGAUUUCUGAUCGGCACACCUUUUUUUACACAUUUGGACAUACCAGAAUUAUAGUUAAUGGGCUAAUAUACCUGGCACAACGAAACUUAAAAUUCUACUGGAUUAUUUUUUCUUACUCUGAAACUUCCACACGUUUGUAUUUCUAUCGCAUGGAAAAUAUUUUUUGUUUCGAUGAAUAAAACGAGAUGAUUUUAAUAUAUUUUUGUUACUAUAUGUUGGUGUAUA